Messenger RNA from Phyllostomus discolor (pale spear-nosed bat), 2371 nucleotides. It is a transcript of the gene CCDC27, whose product is annotated as coiled-coil domain containing 27. The transcript has 12 exons. The record is from RefSeq and is a predicted model, not a curated record. The coding region runs from base 56 to 2047 and encodes 663 amino acids. NCBI's taxonomy places the organism in Eukaryota, Metazoa, Chordata, Mammalia, Chiroptera, Phyllostomidae.
AUCCGCCAUGAGCUGAGGGAGACUGGGGGUCCCCCCGUUCCUGGGAGCUUCCUAAAUGGACAGUCACCGGGCUUGGCCGCUGCGGGUCCUAGAGCCGGGUCCCUCCGUGGGGCUGGCAGCAAGCUCGCGGUCUGCAGGGCGAGGGGACAGACCGUGGCCGUGGGCACACGCGACCAGGCCCUGGCCGUCCCGGUCUCUCCGUCCCUCCGCGCAGAGCGAGGCCUCGCAGGGCGCCUGCCUGGACAGGAGCUUCUCGUCGGAGGUGGAGGACCUGCGACGCAUGUUCCUGCGGCGUCCGGACUGCCCCCAGUUCUGCUCCCGGGCCACGUCCAUGUCCAGUUACGUGAGGGCCGCCCCCGAGGGCCCCCCGAGAAAACGGCCCGCCUCCAUCGUCGCCUUGCCCGGGGUGGUGUGCCUGAGCCCUGAGGCCUGGAAGAUGCCCAAGGACUCCCCCUCCAGCCAGAAGGGCCUGGACUCGACAGCGGACGAGUCCCUGCUCCCCGUCAGCAAGAGCGCCUGCGAGUUCGGCUACUUGCGGAAGCAGAGCAUGUCCCCGACAAGGAGCCCGGCCACCAGCGGCCUGGUCCUGGGGCAGAGCCAUCUGCGGAAGCGGGUCCCCUGGUACAUCUCGGUCAUCCACGAGAAGGUACCGCCGACCCCGGCCCUGGCGCCCCAGCUCCGCGCCCUGCGGGAGGGGCUGCCCUGCGCGGUGUGCUCCUCCUGGCCUGGAGCUGCUGUCCUCGGGGGGGCGGGGGGCUGGGGGCGAGGGCGAGGGGGCUGUGUGGCACACGGGCUGCCCCCGUUUCCUGCCCAGGACCACUGCCUGUCCGUGCUGGGGGCGGAGGUGCAGCGCCUCUCCGAGCUGGAGGAGCAGGUGCGGCGGAAGGACGAGGAGAUCCUGGCGCUGCAGGGGGAGCGGGAGGCCCUGCGGAAGCAGCUGAGAGACCUCCGCAGGAGCAAGGUCUCGGAGGCGCCCUCGGGCCAGGCCAUGAAGGAGCGGCCCUCCGAGCCCCUGACGAAGCUGUCGGAGCGGCUGAGCUUCCUGCAAACCUGCAUCAGGGACGAGGAGGAGCUGCGGCACUGGAGGCAGAUGCAGGAGGAGUAUGUCAUGGAGCACAGAACCAGGGACCUGGAGGCCCUCGGCGAGGAGGAACAGGGCCGGGAAGGGGAGCCCGAGAGGCUGCCGGAGGAGGGAGCCGAGAAGGAGAGGGUGGAGCUGGAGCUGGACGAGGAGCAGGAGGCCGAGGGCAGGGCGGGCAGCCGCCGGCGGGCCUGCUUCCCGGAGGACGACUUCGAGGAGGAGCUGAUGGCCCAGCUGCAGGAGUACGAGCAGGUGAUCCAGGAGUUCCAGUUCGAGCUGGAGGUCGCCAGGACCAGACUCUCCCUGGCAACAGGAGCCUGCAUCUCUCUGCAACGACAAGUGGACCACCAGGAGGCCCAGCUGCAGAAGGCCAGCAUGGAGAACCAGCUGCUGCAGAAGGAGCUUCGCGAGCGGAAGCAGCAGCUACAGGCCAUGACCGACAAGUUCUCCAACCUCCGGGAGGAGAAGAAGUGGGAGGAGGUGAAGGGGCUCGGCGAGAAGGACAACCUCGCCCUCCGGCAGCGAGUGUGGGAGCUGGAGCAGGAACUGGCGAGCCGCGAUGGCGCCCUGGCCGAGCUGGACGCCAGGGUGGGCCGGCUGCAGGCCCAGGCCGCCCAGAGCCAGAAGCAGCAGCAGGGCUGGCAGCAGCUGCAGGAGGCGACGCGGGACCGGAUGGAGGCCGCGCAGCAGGCCGAGCAGCAGACGCGCGUGGCCCUGGAGAGCGCCCAGUCCCGGCUGGAGCGGCUGAGAAACAAGAUCAUCCAGGCCGCCUUCGGCGCCUUGGGGACCAAGUCCUUGACCACUGAGAUCUCCGACAACGACAUCCUGGAAGCCUUGCAGAAGCUGGUCUUGGAGAGGGCGGAGUACUACAGCCAGCUGAAGCAGAGGGGGUUCAAGGGGCCGGGCCCGCCGCAGUCCGAGCUGACCUCGCAGGGCAAGUCCAAGAAGCUGGCCUCCUCCAAGUAGGCCGGGACGCCGCCCGCGGGCCGGCUCUGAGCUCUGAGUCCCGAUUAAACCCUGUCGCUGGCCUCGGCGGUCACCUUCUCCCCCAGGGGCUCACUCACACCCGGCUGGGCCCGGCGCGGGCUACACCCACACCCCCUUUCCACAACUCACUCUGGGGCCAGCAUACCAGCCAGCACCACCGGCUCCGUCCUGGGGGACCUCACAUGGAACAGGCUCCCCCCCACCUCACUCACGGACCCCACGCACGUCCUUCCUCCCCUGCUGUGCCCCUCUGAAGGCCCUGCCCCCGGGGCCCCCUGCCGGGACUCCUGGUGCCACCGCGAA